Molecule: messenger RNA, 654 nt
Organism: Penicillium arizonense
Lineage: Eukaryota; Fungi; Ascomycota; Eurotiomycetes; Eurotiales; Aspergillaceae
Exons: 2
Coding region: 1-654 (217 amino acids)
Source: RefSeq, a predicted model, not a curated record
AUGGAUAGUUUGGUCAUGCCUGAUCAGAGUACCUGGAGUGCUGAGAAUUUCGAAUUUGGUCAAAGCGCUUAUACUCAUCAACCGCCGACGUUUAUGAUUGAAGAACUCUCCAUGAUGCCUGCAGAACUCUCGCUAGACCAUUCUCCUAUGCAGACUCCCUACUCGCAAGACUACUCGAAAGUAUUACAGUCAUAUAUCUGGACGGAUCUGGGCUUUCAAUGCUUCAACCCGAACGCUACACUCCGUCCUCAAAUCAGGGACGACCGUGCCGAGUCCUCGGCCGUUGGCUACCUUGGCCCUGGUCACACUACUUGCCAGAUUCUAUCGGUUCCCAUUCCCUCUGUACACGAGGUACCUCAGUCCAAGGCGAACAAAGAGUACUGCAUCAAGGACAAAAAUCCCCGUGGUCGUAGCGGAGUCUUCAAACCGAAACAAGAUGUUGUCCGUCUCAGAAAAAGCCACGGCUACGCCACUUGCAACUGGAAAGACUGUGCAUACUCCGGCACGUUCUCUAGCAAAGGGGCCUUGAUGCGCCACAUUGACACACAGCAUGUCGCUCCGCGUUCAGUCGACUGUACUAAGUGUGACAAGCUUUUCAGUCGGAAAGAUAACAUGACCGAACAUCUGGGACGGGUUCACCGGGAGUGCGCUUGA